Messenger RNA from Soboliphyme baturini, 252 nucleotides. The record is from the annotation of a GenBank genome assembly. NCBI's taxonomy places the organism in Eukaryota, Metazoa, Nematoda, Enoplea, Dioctophymatida, Soboliphymatidae.
ACUGGAGCCAUCGAAGAGAUCGUGCAUGGUCAGCUAGCCAAAACUUUGGUGAAAAUGGAGCCGGAUCUGGCUGGCAUGUUGUCUGCUGAAAUCAAGGCAGAUGUCUUGAAAGACGAAAUUAGCAAAAUGAAAAAUGGAGGAUCGAUGCAGCUCGACAGCGAGUGCGUUGGCGCUGCCCAGAUCGAAAGGAAUUUUGAGUUUAACGUUUGGUAUGACUGUCGUUCUGCAUCAGCCAUACGACAACAGGAAUAA